AGCAUGGAUUCGACCGAGUUCCGCCGAUGCGCGAAGGAACUAGUGGACUUUGUCGCGGAUUAUCUGGACCGGAUAGGAGAAAGGUCCGUCCUGCCGGACGUCCAGCCCGGAUUCAUGGCCGAACUGCUCCCUGACGAAGCUCCGCAGGAAUCGGAGAACUGGAAAGAAGUGAUCAAAGACAUCGAACGAGUCGUCAUGCCCGGGAUGACUCAUUGGAAUUCUCCCCAUUUCCAUGCCUACUUUCCUACAGCGAAUUCCUAUCCGUCUAUGUGCGCCGAUAUACUCUUGAGUGCUCUCUCGUGCAUCGGAUUCACAUGGAUGUCGAGUCCAUCGUGCACGGAAAUGGAAAUGGUGAUGAUGGACUGGUUAGGCAAAGCAAUCCAACUACCUGAACACUUUUUAUUUGAAUCCAAAGGACCUGGAGGAGGAGUUAUACAGGGAACAGCAAGUGAAGCAACUUUAGUCGCACUACUGGCUGCAAGAAGUAGGUCUCUAGCGUUGACGAAAGGUGCUAAAUUGGAAAAGUUAGUUGCAUACGCCUCGGAUCAGUCUCAUUCUUCCGUGGAACGUGCCGCUCUGUUAGGUGCUGUACGCAUGCGUUUAUUGCCAACAGACGAAAAUCUGUCGUUGAGAGGUGAUACUCUUGCCAAAGCCAUCAAAGAAGAUAAGGAUAAAGGAGACAUCCCUUUUAUUGUAGUGGCCACUUUAGGAACGACCAGUACCUGCGCUUUCGACAACCUGAAAGAGAUUGGAACUGUGUGUUCGAAGGAAGACAUAUGGUUGCACAUAGACGCUGCUUAUGCUGGUUCUUCAUUCAUUUGCCCUGAAUUCAGGCCAUUGUUAGAUGGAGUGGAGCUCGCUGACAGCUUUAAUUUCAAUCCUCACAAAUGGCUACUGGUGGGCUUUGAUUGUUCGACGAUGUGGGUUAAGAACCGCCUCGAUAUUACAGAAGCUUUCUCGGUGAAUCCAACUUAUCUUAAGCAUGAGAAAGAAGGACAAAUUCCAGAUUAUAGGCAUUGGCAAAUUCCGUUGGGACGUCGCUUCCGUUCUUUGAAAAUGUGGUUCGUCUUCCGAAUGUAUGGAAUUCGAAAGCUGCAAGAACACAUCAGAAAGCAUGUAGCCUUGGCCAAAGAAUUUGAGCGUCUAGUUUGUGGAGAUGCAAGAUUCGAAGUCGUUGAGCCUGUUCUGCUAGGACUCGUCUGUUUCCGACUAAAGGGUCCCAACCACCUGAAUGAAGAACUGAAUCGACGAGUGAACGAGCGACGUCGAAUCCACAUCACCCCAACACGAGUUCGUGAUCGAUACAUUCUGCGAUUCGCCAUCUGUUCCCGCGUCACUACCUCAGAAGAUAUCACUUUUGCUUGGGAAGAGAUUCGACAGGUAGCAGCACUGCUAGAAAAGUAA
This is a messenger RNA of Uloborus diversus, 1404 nucleotides long. Its product is annotated as aromatic-L-amino-acid decarboxylase-like. Gene Ontology annotation, biological process: serotonin biosynthetic process; catecholamine metabolic process; amino acid metabolic process. The transcript has 12 exons. The record is from RefSeq and is a predicted model, not a curated record. Lineage: Eukaryota; Metazoa; Arthropoda; Arachnida; Araneae; Uloboridae. The coding region runs from base 4 to 1404 and encodes 466 amino acids. Gene Ontology annotation, molecular function: pyridoxal phosphate binding; aromatic-L-amino-acid decarboxylase activity.